GUAAAUAUCGUUCGACAUUAAUAGGUCAAGCCAUGUGACAAAAUCAAUUCAAGUGAUAUUUUAUUUUAUGUUUUUUUGUAUGUUUUAGUCUUUAUAUAUUUUUUUUUUGAUCGACGGUCUCGGCACAAUUUCAAAAUUCCUCUCGAGUUACGUAUAUCUACUACAUCGGUCUGUGGGGAGGAGCGUGUACUUCGCAUCAUCGUUUCUGCAUUGAAAAGCAGAAAAGGCUGUGGUUGUUUGUGACAAGUGCCCGACCGUUAUCGUUUGUUUGGUUAUUUAUGUUGUCAUCCGCGUGUAAGCCUUAUCGUCCUUCAAUCAAAGUGAGUACGCGUAUCGAAUUCGUAAUUCUUCUCGUCGCGAUUUCUUCGUUCGCGUUCGAAUUCGGGAUCGCGAAUCGUGUGUGUGGUGUACCCAGUGCAUCGGACUGCGCAGCGAGGCACGUAACUACUGGAUUCGGACCAAGGCUUCUUCGUUCCCUUCGCUGUCCCGCAACGCUAGAUGACGAUUGACAUGGCGACGUCGUAAAAUCGACGCAACUCCACAUUCUCCAUGGAUCAUAAGUGAUAUCGUGGAAGAGAAAUGAUCAUCGUUGUGGGACUCCGUGAGAAACGUGUUCCUUAACGCGAUCCAUCUAUCCAAAAUAAACCAAGCGUCGCCAUGACGCGUUUGGAUCGCGCAUGAACGAUUACAUGCCACUCCAAAAACCACCAUCGACGAUCCGAGAUAAGCUGGUGACUCGAACCACGUGUCCAACGUCUAAUAGUGUCUGACGUGGAUUCGGGUGUAUCUUAAUAAAAAAGAAAAAGAACGCAAACAACGUAAGCGAAAAGAUUACAAAUGUGAGGUUCGUUAUCGACGCGGCAGAAAAAUACGCGAGUACUGUAAAAAAGAGGCACGCGAGGGAUGCGUUCCACAGACAAAGGGUGGGGUGUUUGGUUACCGAUAAGGCUUAUCCGGAGAUACGAUGGUCGGCAACUGCGCUCGCCGAGUCGUCAGUCGUAGUACUCAGGUGCCGUCGACAAGAUCGUCGCGCCGCUCAGGUCGCAGUAAUUUCGUGAUUCGUGCAUCGUUCUGCAGCUCUAAGGAGGUAUCUUGAAAGUGUCGCUUCCGGCCCAGGUGUCCAGUGGUAUCACGUGAGUCCAAAAGGGUUUCGUAUUCGCACCCACAGCUGGAUCGUAUUGCAACGGAUCUCAAAAGACGCUCCAAUAUCCGUCUGGAUUCUAAAGUAUACGAAACGAAAGGUCGGAUAUCGAUCACUAUCAGUCACCACUGGAACGAAUUGAACAAGACUUCAACGGGACUAGUCUUUCCGCGUGCUUUCGUGUUGUUGGUGUGCUUAAUCCACGUGAUGAGUGUGUGCUCCUCGUGCUAAGAUUUCAAUUCGUUUCUGAGCGCGAACGUGAAUCGAGAGUGUCCUGUGCUGUUCGUAGUUCGCCCGAGACCCUAGAAGUAGCUUGUUCGUGCACGUACUGUAGAGUUUGAGGGUUGACGCCUUCAAACCGCCAGCGUACAAUAAUCCUGUCUUCCUCAAGGAUAAACGAAACCGAGCGAAGGAGGCACCGUCAUCCGGUCGCCAAACGGACUCCCAUGAAAAUGCUACAGUCGCUAAACGCUCUGGCGGGUAAAAUCUCGCCAGGCUCUCCUACCGACAGCAACGCCAACAAGGUGCACAUGCAUAAUAACAACAAUAAUAACAACAACGUGCAUCACCAUCCCUACUCCAAACAGCAGACCCAGCCGUCCCCGUCGCACUCUGCCAACGGCGACCAAAAGGAAAAUACCAUAAUGAACAACAACAGUGUGGAGCAGCCGGAUCCAGACAACAUAAAGAUGUUUGUGGGGCAGGUACCUCACGAUAUGGACGAGAAUGAUUUGAGGACGAUGUUUGAGGAAUAUGGUCGAGUGCAUCAGAUAAAUAUUCUGCGGGACAAGAUCACCGGCAGUCAUAGGGGAUGUUGCUUUGUAACCUUUUACACUAGAAAAGCGGCUUUGGCAGCUCAGAACGCUCUUCAUAACGUCAAAACCUUCAGUGGGAUGCGCCAUCCGAUCCAAAUGAAGCCGGCCGACAGCGAGAAUCGGAAUGAGCGCAAACUGUUCGUUGGGAUGCUAUCGAAAAAAUUCACAGAAAACGAUGUUAGGAACAUGUUUAGCGCUUACGGAAUGAUCGAGGAAUGCUCGGUGCUGAGGGACAGCACCGGGAAAAGUAAAGCCUGUGCCUUCGUUACCUUCGCUAGUAAGCAAUACGCAAUCAAUGCCAUCAAAGCUCUGCAUCAUUCUCAGACAAUGGAGGGUUGUUCGUCACCAUUAGUCGUAAAAUUCGCCGAUACGCAAAAGGAAAAGGACCAGAAGAGGAUGCAGCAACUUCAGUCGAAUCUCUGGAACAUCGCGGGAGUCAACAUCACACCGCAUUACCUAGCCAAUGAUGCGCACACUUUGGCGCCUGCAUCGUUGCAACUUCUGCAACAGUUGCAAGCGACGACGAGUGCCGCGACUCCGGUCGCCGCGAACACGGGAGCGGCUAAUGCACUGUCGAAUGUACAACAUCAGUUAUUGUUACAACAACACCUUGGCCUUGGUGCGGCAACACCUGCGCACGCAGCACCCCCUGCUGUACCCAGUCCAGCAGAAAUCAACCCUGCGAAUUUGCAAAGUUUAGCCACCCUCGCGUCUCUGAGCAACACUGCUGGUGAGUAUGCAAAUGCGGGUGUGUCGCCAAUGAGUAUGCAGAACCUUGUCACUCUGGCAGCUAUGACCGGCGGAAACGGCAAUCUCCAGGUGUCGCCAAACACAUUAAGCGGUCUGGCGAAUUCGACAGCAGGUAUGUCGCUAUCUGCUCUUCUGGGAAAAACAGGAAAUACAGGGUCGACCGGGGGCAGUCUUAGUCCUGUAACAUCUCUCACGCUCAAUUCCUUGACGGGAACGCCGUUAAACGGACUUCAGGAUUCGCUGAGCAACGCCUAUUCUAGUUUACAACAGUAUGCAGGGUUCCCCGCGUUCACGGCGGCUGCAGCCGCUGCGGCGGCGGCAGCGCAGAAGACCAAGUUCACCAGCACGGACAAGCAAAUCGAGGGUCCCGAAGGUUGCAACCUCUUUAUUUAUCACCUACCGCAAGAAUUCAGCGAUACAGACCUCAUUUCUACCUUUUUGCCCUUCGGCAAUGUCAUAUCCGCCAAAGUUUUCAUAGAUAAGCACACGCACAUGAGUAAAUGCUUUGGUUUCGUAUCGUAUGACAAUGCGUCGAGCGCGCAAGCGGCGAUCCAAACGAUGCACGGUUUCCAGAUUGGCAUGAAGCGACUGAAGGUCCAGUUGAAACGGUCCAAGGAUGCCUGCAAGCCGUACUAGCUGAUGACACAGAACGUUCGUAGCAGGUGGCCUGUGACGUUGUGACCGUGUACUCUCGAUCGGAGUCGCCGUGCCAUGUCAGUCUCAGUCAGUCAAAUCAGUAUCGGUCGUUCGCUCGUCCGGUCGAUCGAUCAAUCACGAUUCCCCGGUCAGUCUCUCGAUCAGUCUAUCUGUGUCUGUCGGUGCCUGUACAAAGAACAACACCCGCCCACGCGCUCUCACUUCUGCCGUGAGAUCCUCCGCCUUGUUGACCUUUUCUCUAUCUCUUCAUCUUAUCUCCUCAACCUCUUUUGCGCCUAUACCGCCUAUCCACCAAGUCGCGACAUCAUUCAUACUUCACGAUCGCACCGAGCGAUUGCUUGUCCUCCCGAUCGCAGCUGCGCAUGUAAAACACUGGACGAAUCCUCGGACAUGCAGAAGAAUUCACGGUGCUGGGCAAAUGAAAGUUGUGGCCGAGAAAGUGCACACGAAAUGUGGAGGAGCGCAAUGAGAAAGAAGAAGGCUGCGAAAGUGGAACAGAAAGGAGGAAGAUGCACCGACGACCGACCAGGGUUCCUCGAACGAAGCUAACGCGUUAUGUUAACUGUCUGUCCAAUCUCCCUUCCCUCUUAUGUAUAUACAGAUAUAUAAAUAUAUCAUGCAUAUAUGUAUAUACACAUAUAUGUGUACGUGUGUAUGGUAUGUGCGUGUUUGAGAAGAUUCUUAUAGCUAAUUAACGGUAGGCGAUGCUCUACGUUUCACGGUGAAAGAGGACAAAAGGACAAGCGAGGAAUGUAUGGCGAAUGAGCUGUGCGAGAAAUUUUUCUUAUACAUAACUAUACAUAUACAUAGUUAUACAUACAUGUUCAUAAAUCGAAUUAUCGACUGAGAACUAUUUUUAUCGGCUCUACUAUCGGGAUCGUUGUCGCAGCGCCUGUUUAUACAUAAAUAUACAUAUGCAUAUGUGCGUAUGUAUCGCGGCAAAUUGGACGUGUAAACGAGAUAAAUGUAUGUCUGAAGAAUCAUGAAAGAUGGAGGCGGAAAGGGAAACGCGAAAGGACGAACAAUGAUCGUGCGGGACCGACGCGCGUGCGAUUUCUUAGGUUUAAAUCGUGCAAAUAUACCAAAAACGAAACGGAUACAAAGAA
Trachymyrmex septentrionalis is the source of this 4469-nucleotide messenger RNA. RefSeq names its product CUGBP Elav-like family member 2. NCBI's taxonomy places the organism in Eukaryota, Metazoa, Arthropoda, Insecta, Hymenoptera, Formicidae. The coding region runs from base 1588 to 3342 and encodes 584 amino acids. The transcript has 17 exons. Gene Ontology annotation, cellular component: cytoplasm; ribonucleoprotein complex; nucleus. Gene Ontology annotation, molecular function: mRNA 3'-UTR binding. The record is from RefSeq and is a predicted model, not a curated record. Gene Ontology annotation, biological process: mRNA splice site recognition; regulation of alternative mRNA splicing, via spliceosome.